AUGACUUCAAAGACCCCGUCGAGGCGACUGACGGACAUUUUACGCAGCAACAGCAAAGAGACACUUCUGCGCAAUGCCGCCGAGUUAGCCAGAGUGUCCACAUCCCUCCCGGCGGAGAAGUUACAGACACGCUUUCUUCGCAACAUGCACCUCAUCAGUCCCAAGUCGCUCCGAUUGCUAUGCGAUGACGCCGUUUUAUCCCGCUGGUUUGCGUUUGCCGUGUACAAACCGCCUUUCUGCCCGAUGCGCCGUGCGGAGGCUAAUAAGAACUAUCACCAUGUGUCGGUAGAAUCCUUCGUGGAGGCGGCGUUGCGUUCCCGCACAGUGCAGCCUGUCUUGCAGCGUGAGCUUCAACCGGAGGAGGUGAAGGUGCGUGUCUUAAAUGAUGUAGAUAUGUACGCAUCCGGUCCGGUGGUGGUGACACUGGCCGACCGGCACACCUUCUCGACAUCGUUGCAGUCUGUGACGAUGCGGUAUGACGUCCUUGUUGCCGGACACAUGCCGCUGAAAGAGCCGUGUUCAGUGGAGGCCGACCACCUCUUCGCUCAGUUGCGUAGAGACAGCAACACGGAGGACAUUUGCAGUUACCCUGACACCACGGCACGUGCGACGCGAUUGCCGGCGGAGGCGGCGCCGUCGUCGUGUGUAUGUACGUAUCAGGUGAGACGGAAUGCGUACUACUCGGUGCACCCAGUCAGUCUUUUGGAGUUCACCAUCACGGCGCCACCGACUCCGCUUCCUCCUCGCCUUGAGGCAUUUGUUUGCGACCACCUCGGCACCUUUGUCUUGGGCGACUCCGACACCCCGGCGACCACAAGAAGGACGAAAAGAACGGCGAAGACCCCAAGCACCGCGUCGGAAUCGACAGACAGGGCGCAGGCUGCGGCGAAGGCGUCACGAAGCGUCGUUGCAAUGCAUGGCGACUGCGAUUUCCCACGUGUAUUUACACAUCUGCGAGAGGUUAGCAUUCAAACCGAUGUGGCGGAUGUGGCCGGUGGCUUCGCAGCAAAGAAACCAAUUGAAUUCCACUGUCGCAAGUGCUUUGAGCCUAUUCUCCAGCGAGAACGAAUUUAUAGUCUUAAGGGGCGGCGUAUCGGGUUGCUGGACGGCUCCUGGACACCCGAGGCCGAGUUUUUGUGA
Molecule: messenger RNA, 1140 nt
Organism: Trypanosoma cruzi
Lineage: Eukaryota; Euglenozoa; Kinetoplastea; Trypanosomatida; Trypanosomatidae
Exons: 1
Coding region: 1-1140 (379 amino acids)
Source: RefSeq, a predicted model, not a curated record